AUGACAACAAAUCAGCUGAAUGUUGAUUAUGAUAGCAAAACUGAAGAAUGUGGAAGGAUAAGCCAAGACAGACCAGUACCUAAUUCUCCGGUAAAUGAAACAAACACCCAGCAAAAAUGUUGUACAAAAGAUGAAAAUGUAGACUAUACAAUACUCGAUAGAUAUUUAGCUAAAAUCCACUCAAAUAUGGAUUCAAGAUAUCCACCUCCGGGAAUACAAUAUCUAGAUUCACGUAAACCGAGUUCUUUGUUCCCAUCGAAAAUGACAUUUCCUUUAAAUAAUACAGAUAAAAAUAAUGAAAUGAUCGAGGGAAAUAAAAAUGUUGGUUUCGAUUUUACAAAGAUUUAUCAAAAACACGAUUGGAAUAUUCCACUGACUCCGUCACUUCAAAUUACACUUACACAGAAUUUCUGUGCUUAUUUUUAUUAUCGUUAUUGUAAUUCAAUGGGGGACACUGUGACGGAAAAUGUUAAAAGUCAAGAGAAGCCAUUAUCCUCCUCCUCAUCAGCAGCGGCAGCACAAGUUGAAAAGACACAUCAAAGAAGAAGGCGAAAAUCAUCAGAACAUAUUCAACGGAAUAUAUCAUCGCCAACAAUGCAGUUGUCCUGCUCCUCCUCAUCAUCAUCGUCAGUAUCAUCAGCAGCAUCAAUUUCGUCGUCGUCCAUGUCCUCGCUGUCAUCCCCGUCACAUCUAUCGGCAUCUGUUCAUCAACACUCAGUUAGAAAUAGAAAAUAUAAACACUCUGACAAAAAGAGAAAGCAUCGUUUUCAGCGUAGUAACUUAUGUCCAUUCUUUUUUGUUGGGAGUUUAUCAAGCGCUAUAAAGCUGUCAGAACGUCCAAAUGGUAGACCUUGGCCUGUUGUACUACUUUACCUACAUCAUGAAGAAAGUCCGUAUACACAAGAAUUUGUUACUAAAAUACUGUGCUCUACAAACGAUGAUACCUUGAAACAACAUACCCGAGAACACGAAGAAGAAGAAGAAGCGGUGCAAGAGCGUUCUUUUGAUUAUCAUCAUUCCUAUAAACACCAUCGCCACCAUCAACAGCAACAACAACAACGACACCAGCAUCAAGGCAAAGGAGAUAAACAAAAUCUACACAGAAAAGAACAUUUCAACAUAGAUAAUGAUGAUGAUGAAAACGCAGAAAACGUAGCAGAAGAGAAAAUGUCCACUGGAUUAAACGAUGCAUUAUCUGAUAAACUAAAUGAUUUCAACAAUGACGUUAUCCUACCACAACUAUCAAACUCUUCACUGAUUACUUGUGAAAGCAAUGUAAAGGAAAGUAAUAAUGAUGAGUUAACAGCAAAUCUAUCUAAUUCCACACAUAAAUCAACACAAUCAGUAAAAAUUAAAGCUAAUUUAAAUUUAUCUAACGCUUAUACGAGCGAUAAUUUAAACAUUAAAACAAAAUCUAUUGAUUCCAUUGAACAUUUAUCCUACUGUUCAUUGGCGGAAGAGAAGACUUCACACAGAAACCCUGCAACAGCAGACGAAGAAGAAGAAUAUGAAGACGUUAAAAUAAAAACAAAGCAGAAGAAAUCCCUUCAGUCACCUACAUUCUUUCUAAAGUCAAUAAAACAUUAUUGGAAGUCUAUUGUCUGUAAAAAGGAAACUUUAGAUCACUUGUCAGGAAAAAUUUCACAUCUUCACUAUGAUACUGAAAAUUUAAAUGAAAAAGAACUUGACAAGAAGAAAUUGAAUGCGUCAGACAGUCAAACAGGUAAUAGUUCGACAACAGAAGUGGUAAACUACAGUCAGCCACUUGAAACAACAACAACACCUGGUACAAACAUCAAUGCAGAUUUUAUAACUGAUGAUAUCUAUAUUACAAAUUACAAGUCGAAACAUUUUCGUGGUCUGUUGUUUGAACGAAGUGCAGGUUUAUUUCCAUGGGAUUGUACACAAAUUGAAGCACGUGCCUACUUAAUGUCAGCUUUUCCUGGUACACGAUUAGCGCAAUGGUUAAAGGAAUGGAAACAUCCAAGUCAUUAUCCAACUUUAAUUGCUAUUGGACGAACCGCUGAAGGUGACAUAGUCUGUAGUCGUCUGCAUGGUUCAACCGCUUCACUUGACAAUGCAUUAUACUGGUUGAACAAUGUAACCUUAGCACAUUUUAAUAAUUAUCGACAAUUUACAAAGCCUAGCUGUCCAGAGAAAACUGAGAAAUUCCUACUGGCCUCAACAGCAGCAUCAUCUCCACCACCGUCAUCAGAAGCAGCAUCAUUAUUACUACAAGCGAAUGACACCUGCCUACUUAAUUCAACUAUCCAUUUGACUAUACCGCCAACAAAUGGGAAUGAUGACGGCGAGACGAUACAAUGUAAAGUUUAUAAUAAAAUACCUAAAAGUAGUCAUCAUCAACCGCCGGAGUUGAAUCAUAGUCCCAUAGCCAUGGAUGAACGUUCCAGUCAAAUCGAUGGUAUACGUGUUACACGGAAUAUUAACAGCAGGCAAUUAAAGUCGACAAUAAUUCAAGAUGAUUUCAAAUAUCGUAUUAUAAAAUCACCAAAAGUUGAUGAAGAAGCUUUAUCAUCACUUUUCGAACUUCCUCAAGAAGUUGAACCAAACCGACCUCGUGAAAGGUAUAAAAUCAUUCAAAAAAGCUUUAAAAGUGUCACUGAAAAGAUGAAUAAACCUGAGAAAUAUGAUGCCCUGCUUAAAACUAACCGUACAAUGAUCAUCAGGCCAAAGCUGUCGAAACAGUUAUCACGUUAUCAAAAGUCACACUUUAAUGCUAAAUAUCGCAUGUACAAGACAAACGAUCCAUAUGUUAACAAGUUACAAUUGAUGAAAACAAAAGAAACUAUCUCAAAAGAUGGAUACGACAGGCGAUUACAACGACUUCAUCGUCAUGCUAAUGAUGAUGACGAGAAUGUUGAUGAUGAUAUUGAGUCUGCUGAUGAUAACAAUGAUAUUGAUAGCUGUGAUAAUGACGAUGAACAUGCCAAUGAUUUUGUUAAUGUUAAUAUGAAUGAGAAUGAUCAAUCUUCACUAACAGACAGUAGUAGUAGUAGUAGUAGUAGUAGAAGUAUUAAACAAACGAGUAAUAGUCAACUGGAGGACUAUUUGAAAAGUUGUAUUAUCAAAGGAUCGCAUUCCAUUCAAGAAUUAUUUAAACUUUCUGAUAUAUUUGAAUAUGGCCAAAAUGUUGAAGAGGUAAAAAAUGACCAAAGUGUCAAUCAGAAUGAUGAUGCCUUUUAUCAUUCUUAUAAUAGUAGUAGUAGUGGCUGGGGGAAAGAAUUAAAACCAGUCGAGUUUUUACAAGUAUUUAAUCAACAGUAUGUUUGCGAUCUACCGUGUAAUCCAUCCUUUUUGAUCGGUCGUUUAUCAACUGCAGUGAUACGCAGUUUUGAUUUGAACAAAUUCAAGCAAAUUCGACCAUUACUUAUCUAUCUACACGAUAGUCAAGCAGAUGGUGCUAUGCACUUCGUUUCAAAUGUAUUAUGCUCAAAACGCUUUACAGGCAGACUUUAUGAAAAUAACCUAUUGAUAUGGCCAUUAGAUCUGACUAAUAUGACAAAGAAGAAUAUUAUUCAACAACUUGAAAAACAGAAAAGACAAUCUCACUCUUCGGCAUCUUACCAUCAUCCCUGUCCUCAUCCUCCUCCUCCUCCGCAUAGCUCACUUCAAAAGCGAAAUUCACACGAUAUACUGACGUCAUCAGUGGUGAGACAGUCAAAGUCAGAUGUGAUAUCAAGAUUUCAAGCAAGUAAUAAACAUCAUCACCUUCAACGACAACAACAACGACAUUCUCAUUAUCAUCAUUCAGAUGGAUAUACACCACGGGAUGACGAUUACUCACUAAAGUCAUCUGUAACAACUUCACGUACAGAAUUUUAUACUGGACAGUAUGAAUCUUCACUAGAUAAUGAAAACAACGUUAACAAGUCUACUACACAAAAUAACAAUAAAAAUCAAUUUGGAAAGAAUAAAGUAUCAAUAAAUGCGCAAAGGUUAUUUAGCUGUUUUGAGAAACACCCAGCUGGUGAAACAUUUAAACAGAUUGUAAAGAUAUCUGCAUUACCUGUACUUGUCAACUUAAAGUGGCAUAAUGAACAUUUCUUGGUAUCACAUUUAUUACUACCAUCUUCAACAACUAAAGAAAGUCUAAACUGGCUUGGAUCAGUUUUAAAGCUAUACGCGAAUGAAGUUUCUUUGUGUUAA
Trichobilharzia szidati is the source of this 4167-nucleotide messenger RNA. Lineage: Eukaryota; Metazoa; Platyhelminthes; Trematoda; Strigeidida; Schistosomatidae. The record is from the annotation of a GenBank genome assembly.